AUAGAUUUCAGGACAUUAUUUACGAUUCAGAGAGACCCGUAUAAAGCCUUUGUUUGAUUAAACUUCAGCAUUUCAUCUCUCAAAUUAAUAAUCUUAUCAAUUAAGGAAUUUAUUCUCAUAUAGAAGUGUCCAGUCCGUAUAAAGAGCAGUGUUUGUGUUAUUUCCGCGGCGAUGGAGAGUAACAUGAUCGACGAGGUGAUCUCAGGUGUCUGUGACCCGUCCGCCCGAAAGCCUCACCGGGCGGCUCUGAUUCUGGCCCGCGGUGGCAGUAAAGGAAUCCCUCUGAAGAACAUCAAGAAUCUGGCCGGUGUUCCUCUCAUCGCGUGGGUUCUGAGAGCUGCCUUGGAUUCAGAAGUCGUUGACAGCGUGUGGGUUUCCACGGAUCAUGAUGAGAUCGAGCGCGUCGCAAGAGUCUGGGGCGCAAAAGUUCAUCGGCGCAGUCCUGAAGUGUCCAAAGAUUCGUCCAGUUCACUGGAGACCAUCCAGGAGUUCAUCCGAGUGAGACCCGAGGUGGACAUCAUCUGUCAUAUUCAGGCCACGUCUCCAUGUCUUCACCCUCAUCACAUCAGAGAAGCCCUGCAGAUGAUCACUGAACAGGGCUGUGACUAUGUGUUUUCGGUGGUUCGCAGACACCAGUUUCGCUGGGAGAAAGAUGGUAAGAAUCUGACAUCUCCGAACCUUGACGUGGCGUGCAGGCCUCGACGACAAGAUUGGCGUGGAGAACUCUACGAAAACGGCUCUUUCUAUUUUAGCACAAGAAAGGCUUGGGAAAAUGGCCUUAAACAGUUGGAGAAGAUGGCCUACUAUGAAAUGCUGCCUGAGUACAGCGUUGAUAUCGAUGUGGACAUCGACUGGCCUGUCGCUGAACAGAGAGUUCUGAGGUUUGGCUACUUUGGCCGAGAGGAGAAAGCGUUGGUCAGGCUGUUUCUGUGUAAAGUGUCUGGCUGUUUGACGAACGGACAAAUAUUCACAUCGGUUUCAGGCGAGGACCAUGUGGCCAUCAAUGCUCGAGACGUGGCAGGCAUACAGAUGCUGCAGAGAGACAAUAUAGAGGUGAUCCUCAUAUCCAACAUCAAUGAGCCGCUGUCCAGGGGUCUCCUGGAGAAGGUUGCCCAGUUGAUUGGCUGUGGACUUCAAUUUGUAGAGCAUCAGAAUGGGUUUGAGAUGGAGAAGCUGAUGAUGGAGAAGAAAGUGUGUUGGGAUGAAGUGGCCUUCAUGGGUUCAGAGUCUGAAGACAGAGAGAUCCUGUCUCAGGUGGGACUGAACGGCGUCCCGUCUGAUGCACCCGUGGCGGAUCUCAUCGCGGCCAAAUACAUGUGUCAGAGACCCGCCGGAAACGGAGCAGUUCGUGAAUUUGCCGAGUACAUUCUGAUGCUGAAGAAAAGAGCUUGA
This is a messenger RNA of Carassius auratus (goldfish), 1392 nucleotides long. RefSeq names its product N-acylneuraminate cytidylyltransferase B-like. Lineage: Eukaryota; Metazoa; Chordata; Actinopteri; Cypriniformes; Cyprinidae. The record is from RefSeq and is a predicted model, not a curated record. The transcript has 8 exons. Gene Ontology annotation, molecular function: N-acylneuraminate cytidylyltransferase activity. The coding region runs from base 172 to 1392 and encodes 406 amino acids.